AUGGAAGCAAUUCCAGGUACCUUAGGAUGGCCUAUUAUUGGAGAAAGUCUCUCUUUCAUAUCCGAAUUUUCGAGCCCUGCUGGUAUAUACAGCUUCAUCAAUAAGAGACAGCAACUGUAUGGGAAGGUGUUUAAGAGUUAUGUAUUGGGAAGGUAUACGGUAUUCAUGACCGGAAGAGCGGCAAGCAAGAUCUUGUUGACAGGUAAAGAUGGGAUAGUGAGCUUAACCUUUUCUACACAGGACAGCAGUUUAGCUAUUGAAACAUUGGAUCAGUGGUCUGGAAGAAAAAUUUUGGUUCUUGAAGAAACUUCCACAGUUGAGUCUUAUGAUCAUUUUUUCGUAGAGUUUGGUCUAAAGGAGGCAUUUUUGAACCUUUCAGAUUAUUCUUUUUUGCAGUUUACACUGAAGGUGAUAGGCAACAUGAUAAUGAGUUUAGAGCCAACUGGUGAGGAGCAAGAGAAAUUUCGAACCAAUUUCAAGAUUAUUUCUGGCUCUUUUGCUUCUUUACCCUUUAAAGUCCCGGGAACUGCCUUUUAUCGUGGCAUUCAGGCUCGUGAUCGAAUGUAUGUUAUGUUAGACUCGAUAAUUGACCAACGGAGGAGUGGGGAAACCAUAAAACAAGAUUUCUUGCAAUCCCUGGUGAAGAAGCAUGGCAAAGAUGCACCAGAAGGAGAUGAUGAUGACAAACUCACAGAUAAACAACUUAAGGAUAACAUAUUGACGCUUCUAGUUGCAGGCCACGAUACUACAACUGCUGCUUUAACAUGGCUCCUCAAAUUUCUUCAAGAAAAUCCUGCUGUAUUGGAACGACUAAGAGAGGAGCAUAGAGAAAUCCAAGCUCGAAAACAAGGCACAUUAGAUCUCACCUGGUCUGAAGUCAACAAUAUGCCUUACACCGCCAAAGUAAUCAGUGAAACACUUCGAAUGGCCACAAUCCUUCCGUGGUUUUCAAGAAAAGCAGCACAAGAUUUUGAGAUUGAGGGGUGCAAAAUCAAGAAGGGAUGGUCACUUAACUUGGAUGUAGUGUCUAUCCACCGCGACCCCAAGAUUUUUCCUAAUCCUGAGAAGUUUGAUCCUUCUAGAUUUGAUGAUCCUCUAAAACCUUUCAGCUUCCUUGGAUUUGGAAGCGGACCACGCAUGUGUCCUGGAAUCAACUUAGCCAAACUGGAAAUUUCUGUCUUUCUUCAUCAUCUUGUCUGCAGAUACAAAUGGACACCAUUAGACACAGAUGACUCCGUCCAAGCCAACACUUGUUAG
This is a messenger RNA of Solanum tuberosum (potato), 1257 nucleotides long. Its product is annotated as abscisic acid 8'-hydroxylase 1-like. Gene Ontology annotation, molecular function: monooxygenase activity; iron ion binding; heme binding. Lineage: Eukaryota; Viridiplantae; Streptophyta; Magnoliopsida; Solanales; Solanaceae. Gene Ontology annotation, biological process: brassinosteroid homeostasis; sterol metabolic process; brassinosteroid biosynthetic process. The transcript is spliced from 9 exons. The record is from RefSeq and is a predicted model, not a curated record. Bases 1 to 1257 code for a protein of 418 amino acids.